UUUUUCAGGAACUGUCAACGUGUUGUACCAAGCCACUGAUGUUUAUAUUUCUUUGCUGGUCAAGAAGUGCGAUCAAAUUACAAUUUCUAGCCAAAUUUUCAUGCUAGCGGUUGGUUAUUAGUUUGUUUGCGUGUGUAAAGUGAUCCGAUCGGGUGCCGAAAAGUUGGCCAAUUCCUUUCGAGUGAACAGAAAAUCGCGCGCCCGUAUUGUAUUGCCACUCCCGCCGUCGCCGCCGUCACCGUCGUCCGUGUGUAGCGGCGGGCGUACGUGAUUUUUGUUGUGUUCCGGAAAGUUUGUCAAUUGGAGAUUACCGUGGCAGGAGUUCCACGGUACCAUCCGGUCGAUUAAUUGUGCUCGAAAAAGGUUCAGUGCUAAAGGAAGAUUUCUGUUUUGACCCGCCUCCGCCGGUGAGGAAUUCGUGCUUGUAAAUAUGUCGACCGAGGAGGAGCAACCCGGCACUAGCGAUGCGCCACAGGGAGAUCAGCUAGCAGCGCUCGUCUCCUCUAGCAAAGAAGCUGUGGAUGCCGGCAAACCUGCCAUUGAAACGGAGAAGGAACAAAAGUCUGACACAUCCAAAGCGGAACAACCGACCGAACAGGACAGCAAACCGGAACAAACGAACACAGAGCCAUCAUCCUCGUCUCCAGAAAACAAGCCCACGACAAACGAGGAACCCAAAGCAGAAGAUGUACUUUCUGCCGAUAGUAGCAGCAGUACGGCCGAGCACGUGAAAACAGAUCCCACGUUGCAAGCAGCGAAAAAAGCAGAUUCUAGUCCCGAGCAUCAACAACAAACGGCCGACCCGGCGGCGGACACAGUUCCAGUUGCAGUGGAAAAAGAAGCACCGACGCCGGUAGCAACGGUCCGUGCUGAGGAGGACGACGAUGAGGAGGACGAGGAUGACGAAGAACCGGGUGAUAGUGAGGAGCAGCAGCGGCGUCAGCAGCCACAGCAACAGCAGCGCAUCAUCAACAAACAGCGAAGUGAUGGAGGAGACAGUUACAGCAAUGAGGAAGAGCCGGGCCACAACGCGGCGAACCAGCGGCAGGAUCAGUCUCAAACGCCCACCGGUGCGCAGUACUACGAGGACGACGAGGAGGACGAAGAGGACGAGGGCGAGGAACCGUCCGAAUUGCGGCAGCUGUUCGAACCGAUCAAUGAUUCUCAGGCGCUGAGCGAAGACGAGGAGGACGGAGACUACAUACCGGACGAGGAGGUAAAGAAGACGAUCAUGGUGGGGAGCGACUUCCAGGCCGUCAUACCGGAGGGUUUGUGCCGGUACGACGAUGCGCUACCGUACGAGAACGAGGACAAGCUGCUCUGGAACCCGACGAUACUGAACGAGCAAGAGAUUGAGGACUAUCUGGUGAAAAUCACUGGUCCUGCGGGAGGUUUAGGAAGUGGCGGGGCGACCGGUGGUGGUGCUGGCGGUGGUGGCCAGCAAAAAGGAGCGACCGGUUCUACCGGUACCGCGACAAGCGAUCCCCAGUCGAACAGUGUGUACGCGAUACCGCUCGGCAAUCAUCUGCGAGACGACGAGCAAUCGCUGUAUCUGCUGCAACAGUGCGGGCACAACGUGGACGAAGCGUUACGCCGGAAGCGUAUCAGCAACAAUGCCGUACCGGUGCCCGACCAGCAGAUGAGCAUAUGGUCGGAGGAAGAGUGUCGAAAUUUCGAGAACGGCUUGCGCGUGCACGGGAAGGAUUUUCACCUGAUCCAACAGACGAAGGUUCGCACCCGUUCCGUUGGCGAGCUGGUACAGUUUUACUACCUGUGGAAGAAAACCGAACGGCACGAUCUGUUCGCCAGCAAGGCCCGGCUGGAGAAGAAAAAGUACAACCUGCAUCCCGGGCUGACCGACCACAUGGAUCGGUUUCUGGAGGAGCAGGAAAACAGUACCGGGUUCGGUGACCGCAGCUCGUCGCCCGGCUUCAACAGUCUGUACAGCAGUGCGUCGGAAGCGAAGCGACAGCGGCUGCUCGACUCGAAAGAGAACAACACUGCCUCCUCCAAACGGUCCGCCUCGAAUCUGUGACUCGUGGUAAGGCGGAAGGGAUUGAAGUUGCGGCUGAAGGAGCGCAAAUAAGCGUGGGGGAAAGGCAGGCGGGAAGGGGGGGUAGGGGGAUGCCAGGCCACAACUAUCGACACAACAAGCCUUUUCGUCGACAACAGCGGGUAACAGCUGAUGAUCAGUUCUUCUUCAUCGUCCAAACGCGCGCCAAUCAAUCAUCACGCUCACAUCAUUUUGCCUCGCCCGACAUCAGCAAAUGGGGAUUGUGUGAGUUAAAUCAACCACGAUUUAGACCAACACGGCAGGAAACAGUGUAGCGCGCGCUUAAGAAUCGAGGCAGGACUCGCGUUUUCCGUGGUGCGUAGUGUACAGAGAUCGGUGUAUGAGUAGCUUUUUCGCGAGAUUGCUUUUGCUGGGUGUAACCGUGCUUUACAGGAAUUGAAUUCGAAUAGGAAACGGAACAGAGACAGCUACUCGGACCCCGUUGCGCCGAGCAAUGUAAAUGGAGCAAAAAUAAAUACAGCAUUGUUUUGCCAAACAGAACCCGUACAUUGAGCUCUGUGUUUGUACUGAGGUAGGAAAAGAGUAGCGAGAGCCGUUUCAAUUUUGUAGCCUGUUAGUUUCGCUUUAAGGCGGGUAAGAGAAGAUUUCUUUGAAUGGAUGGAGUGCUCGUGGAGCUUCGGCGUGCGUACGUGCGUUUUGAUUGUGAAAAUAAAUGAUAAAAUAACAUCGCAGCAGUUGUAACACGGGAACCACACAACGGAAUGUUGUAUAGAUUUUUUUUCUAUCGCAAAAGGAUUUAGUUGUUGAGGGAAAAAUAUCAUUGGCCAAAAAAGGGAAAAAAAGGGCGAGAAGAGAGGAUUGAUUUUAGGAAAUGUGUGGAUCGAACCGGAAUUAUAAUCGGGCUUUGCUUUCCUUCGAGGCGAUCAUUCGCACGUCUAGCCAGUUCCGUUGUAUAGGUAGGAGUUUGUGGUAAAAUUUGCUUUCGUGUGUGGUGGUCGUCGGUUCGGUGUGUGGAAGGUAAAAGUCUCAGCAAAGAUAUUAUUCAUUCAUACAGUGAAAACAUUAAUUUACCGAAACGCCAUCUCUCUCUCUCUCUCGAGUUACCUUAAACCGAAACACCUUCCACCUUACACGAAACGCUGUAAAAAGCCGUUAACGAGUGACGCUUUCCCGCGGCAAUACAUAUGUUGAAUGUUUUUUGUACAAGUAUGUGAAGUACGGGAGCAAUGGUUAAUAGUGGUAAGAUAGCAGUAAUAAGGAGGCGGCAGAGGGCGCGUUUAGUAGAUGGUACGCACAGCGCAGUGCGCAAAAGCAAGUAUUUUCGUAUUAUUUUUGUAUAAAAGUUGCUUAGAAAACCAGGCGGAGGAACUUUUGUUGAGAGUGAAAGGCUACUGAAAAAUGGAGGAUAAUAGAAUCAUGGGGAUGAUACUGUCAGUCGCUUUGAGUGUGUGUGUGUGAAGAACAAAAGAAAUGUUUGAUGGAACAAAAAAAAUACCAAAAGAAACAUAAAACAAAGCAAAUCGUGGAUGCAAUGAAUUAUGGAAAGCAUACAAGGCAAAAGGAAUUAAAUUAAAAAAAAUUAAAACUACUUCUUGUGUACUCUUGUGCGAACGUACAUACUUUCUCGUAAAAUUUUGGAAACAAUACAAACAUAAUGUGUAUUAAAAUACGAUGCAUUUAAUGGUAUAAUUCUAGGACGCAAACAAACAAAACGGCAUACAUAUUAAUCUCUUAAAUUUGGAAUCAAUGAACUAAAACACACACACACACACUUAUCGUGGGGACGUUUACGUAUAAGGCACGCUAGUAGCGGCGUGGAAAUAAAUGGGAAGCAAUGGGUGGGAAAACACAGUGUAACAAUACAAAGAUUGCAAAGUAAAACCCAUUAUUGAGCAAGGAA
Messenger RNA from Anopheles stephensi (Asian malaria mosquito), 3914 nucleotides. RefSeq names its product mesoderm induction early response protein 1. Bases 431 to 2035 code for a protein of 534 amino acids. Gene Ontology annotation, cellular component: nucleoplasm. The record is from RefSeq and is a predicted model, not a curated record. Gene Ontology annotation, molecular function: transcription corepressor activity; histone deacetylase binding. Gene Ontology annotation, biological process: negative regulation of transcription by RNA polymerase II. NCBI's taxonomy places the organism in Eukaryota, Metazoa, Arthropoda, Insecta, Diptera, Culicidae. The transcript is spliced from 5 exons.